UGAAUGCUCCCUUCGCCCAGCCGCCGACCCCUCGCCCCAAUUUCCAUUUUAAAUGAAAGUCUCCCACUUUCUAGCUGAGACAGACAAAAAUAAAACUCGGGCAAAACUAAUCGGAGAGAGGCCGUUCACUGUCACUUCCUGGGUCACUUCCAGAAGUCACUUCCGGGGUCGAGGCGAGGCCAACAACACGCCUGCUACCGCAAGAGUUACGAGCUGGGCCGCGCGCAGCCUGAAUGCCUAAACCAGGUUUUGCGCAUGCUCAUAUAAAGCUCUCCUAACCCAUCUUCCGGUGGGAAUUCCUUCGCGUGGUCCGGAGUCGGAGACUGAGUUUAGCUUUACUGAGGAGCUCUAAUUUUAAGCGGGUAUGAGUGAUUUCAGUGAAGAAUUAAAAGGGCCUGUGACAGAUGAUGAAGUGGAAACAUCUGUGCUCACUGGGGCAGGAAUGCAUUUUCCUUGGCUUCAAACAUACAUAGAAACUGUGGCCAUUGGAGGGAAAAGGAAGAAGGAUUUUGCUCAGACAACAAGUGCUUGUUUAAGUUUUAUCCAAGAAGCUCUGCUGAAGCACCAAUGGCAGCAAGCUGCAGAAUACAUGUACAGUUAUUUUCAGACCUUGGAAGAUUCAGAUAGCUACAAAAGGCAGGCUGCACCUGAGAUUAUUUGGAAGCUUGGAAGCGAAAUUCUAUUUUAUCAUCCCAAAAGCAACAUGGAGACUUUCAAUACUUUUGCUGACCGGAUGAAAAAUAUUGGUGUCAUGAAUUAUUUAAAGAUCUCUUUACAACAUGCAUUAUACCUUCUGCAUCACGGAAUGCUUAAAGAUGCUAAGAGAAAUCUGAGUGAGGCAGAGACAUGGAGACAUGGUGAAAACACGUCUUCCCGGGGAAUAUUAAUCAACCUUAUUCAGGCCUAUAAAGGGCUUUUACAGUAUUACACCUGGUCUAAAAAGAAGAUGGAAUUGUCAAGGCUUGAUAAGGAUGAUUAUGCUUACAACGCAGUAGCCCAGGAUGUGUUCAACCACAGCUGGAAGACAUCUGCAAAUAUUUCUGCAUUGAUUAAAAUUCCUGGAGUUUGGGACCCUUUUGUGAAGAGUUAUGUAGAAAUGCUGGAAUUCUAUGGGGAUCGAGAUGGAGCCCAAGAGGUGCUCACCAAUUAUGCAUAUGAUGAAAAGUUUCCAUCAAAUCCAAAUGCCCAUAUCUACUUAUACAACUUUCUAAAGAGACAGAAGGCACCAAGAUCAAAAAUGAUAAGUGUGCUUAAGAUUUUGUAUCAGAUUGUACCAUCUCAUAAAUUGAUGUUGGAAUUCCAUACAUUACUUAGAAAAUCAGAAAAAGAAGAACACCGUAAACUGGGGUUGGAGGUAUUAUUUGGAGUCUUAGAUUUUGCCGGAUGCACUAAGAAUAUAACUGCUUGGAAAUACUUGGCAAAAUACCUGAAAAAGACCUUAAUGGGAAACCACCUUGCGUGGGUUCAAGAUGAGUGGAACUCCAGGAAAAACUGGUGGCCAAGCUUUCAUUUCAGCUACUUUUGGGCAAAAAGUGAUUGGAAGGAAGAUACAGCUUUGGCCUGUGAGAAAGCUUUUGUGGCUGGAUUACUGUUAGGAAAAGGUUGUAGAUAUUUUCGGUAUAUUUUAAAGCAAGAUCAUCAAAUCUUAGGGAAGAAAAUUAAGCGGAUGAAGAGAUCUGUGAAAAAAUACAGUAUUGUAAAUCCAAGACUCUCAUACUGAAUUUUAGUUAUUUCACAGUAGUAGCUACACAGUAAGUAGCUCAGUAGAUAGUUAUUGAAUGUCUUUUUGUAGUUAUGUAUUAAGAAGCUUGUAUGACUACAAAAAUCUUAUUUUUAUAUAUUUUUAUAUUUUGUGUUAUUUAUAGCUAGAGAAACAGUAUUACUGCCUUUGCUCUUUGUAACUGUGUCUGUUUUCUUUUUUGUAAUGUUAAAUGUUACAUUUGUUAAAGAAUAAUUCUUCAAAUGACAAAAUAUUAGAGAAUAUAGUUCUACAGCAGUUAUUGUUUGCAAAUACUUUGCCUCUAGCUAUUGUGUAAUAAACUGUAACUUGUGGUGCUGUGAAAUG
This is a messenger RNA of Rhinopithecus roxellana (golden snub-nosed monkey), 2065 nucleotides long. It is a transcript of the gene TAF1A, whose product is annotated as TATA-box binding protein associated factor, RNA polymerase I subunit A. NCBI's taxonomy places the organism in Eukaryota, Metazoa, Chordata, Mammalia, Primates, Cercopithecidae. Gene Ontology annotation, cellular component: RNA polymerase I transcription regulator complex. The record is from RefSeq and is a predicted model, not a curated record. The transcript is spliced from 11 exons. Gene Ontology annotation, biological process: transcription by RNA polymerase I. The coding region runs from base 365 to 1720 and encodes 451 amino acids.